UAGGUGCUCUGUUCCCGGAGUGUAAGCAUAUUGGAUAAAGAAACAAAUUAACUCUACGUAAAUAAAGAAUGAAAUUCAGGUGACUGGACGCCUUGGGUUACAACUAGCCUAGAUAAGAUAUUACUUCCUGCCACAGAUGGGGGCAGGUGCGCACAAACAGAACCAGGAAGAGAGUUACAGACAUGGAUGUUUAAGUAAAGUCAUUGUCUUCGGUGCUUUGGUCCUUCACACACACAUUUGUGCACAGGUACUAUAUAACACGCAGACACAAGCUCACACAUGGUUUCUCGUCUCUUCUUCUCCCUCCUCAUCUUCUCCAGACUCUCAGGAACGGACGGGAUUAGGUUGAUGUCUGUGUGGACAGGAGACUCCAUCGCCAUCCCAUGUAUCUAUCAUCAGGAUUACCUAAACAAUGUCAAAUACUGGUGUAAAGGGGAUUCCUGGAUUACAUGCUCUUAUGUGGUACGCACUGACCAUCCCAACAGCAGUGGUAAAACCUCAAUAUCUGAUGCCGUCAAUCUGAGAACCUUUACUGUGACUAUGAAAAGUCUAGAACAAAGUGAUUCUGAUAUUUACUGGUGUGUAGUGGAGAAGAACGGACCAGAUGAAUGGCUAGAAUUGUUCAAACUAGUCAUUACAGACAGUCCUAUUGUUGACCAAGAGGAGACUGGAGUUGAGGGGGGUAGUGUUUUUACAUCAAUACCAACUAUUCAAGAGAUGUUUGCAGUUCAAACCACAACACAGUUUACCACCACCAUCACAAUGCCAAUGCCAACUACCCAAGAGCUCGCAGUUAUGAUGGGAGAAUAUGCACUCUCCUCUUCCACCUCGCAGGCCUCAGUCAACAACACACACCAUGGAGCCCAGCGAUGGGAGCGAACAUUAUUCUACCUGCCGAAAACUGUUAAUGCAGUGGUCUUCCUCUUGUGCACCAUCAUGGCUGUGGUGAAGUAUAGGACAAACCGACUCCGAGGUCAAACUGAGGAUGAGUAGAAACCUCUGAGGUGCCGCUUGGAGUAUCACUUCACACACCACUGUGGACACACUCUCACAUUCACUCACUAUGGAAAAGUUAUUCAAUGUGUUUAACAGACAUCUCAAGUGUUUCAUGGUUAGCCUAUGUGUACUUGUAAAAUGGAACUCAUGAUGACCAAAGUGUUGUUGACAGAUAGUUAUUAAGUUGAUUCAUAGUUGAUAUUUGGUCAUUUUGCAUCCUAGGGACAUUUUGAAGUUAUAUAUCUUGAAAACUUGAUUGCUGACAAGCAAAACAUUUUGGGACGAUGUCAACAAUGGACUAAUGAAACAAAUACCAAAAGACAGUUUCUGGGUGGAGUUUUCCUUUAACAAAUCCUCUCCCUUGAAUCAGAGCCUUGGAAUACCAGUCUGUCUAUGUUCUCCAGCUUUAUAAAUGGAAUAUGAAUGCCUUGCUAAUAAACCAUUUU
Messenger RNA from Oncorhynchus keta (chum salmon), 1442 nucleotides. Its product is annotated as CMRF35-like molecule 3. NCBI's taxonomy places the organism in Eukaryota, Metazoa, Chordata, Actinopteri, Salmoniformes, Salmonidae. Bases 280 to 993 code for a protein of 237 amino acids. The record is from RefSeq and is a predicted model, not a curated record. The transcript has 5 exons.